UGCUUCUCUUAGACCUCCAAUCUCUAUGAAUAAAUGAUAAUUUGUGAUUGUUUGUAGGACAAAUAAUAGAUAUUGCUAAUGGUUAUAUUUAAAAAAAACGAAGUGUAAAUUCUAUUUAUUUAGCCCAUUAUAAUUUGUAACGAUGUCGGACACAAGCGAUUUAGACCGUCAAAUCGAACAAUUGAAAAGAUGUGAAAUUAUAAUGGAGGCAGAGGUUAAAGCCCUCUGUGCGAAAGCCCGCGAGAUCCUUGUUGAAGAGAGCAACGUUCAACGAGUCGACUCUCCUGUCACGGUGUGUGGAGAUAUUCAUGGACAAUUUUAUGACCUCAAAGAACUUUUUAAAGUUGGUGGAGAUGUACCUGAGACCAACUAUUUAUUUAUGGGUGAUUUUGUGGACAGAGGGUUUUACUCAGUUGAAACAUUCUUAUUACUACUAGCAUUAAAAGUUCGUUAUCCAGACCGCAUAACCUUGAUAAGAGGAAAUCAUGAGUCAAGACAAAUUACACAAGUAUAUGGUUUUUAUGAUGAAUGCUUAAGGAAAUAUGGAUCCAUUACUGUCUGGAGAUAUUGCACUGAAAUAUUUGACUAUCUAUCAUUAUCUGCUAUCAUAGAUGGACGAAUAUUCUGUGUUCAUGGUGGGUUGAGCCCUUCAAUACACACUUUAGACCAAAUAAGAACCAUUGACCGUAAACAAGAAGUACCCCAUGAUGGAGCUAUGUGUGAUUUGCUGUGGAGUGACCCUGAGGACACACAAGGAUGGGGAGUGUCACCACGAGGUGCUGGUUACCUCUUUGGUUCAGACGUUGUAGCACAAUUCAACGUGGCCAAUGAUAUUGAUAUGAUUUGCCGUGCUCAUCAGCUUGUCAUGGAAGGAUAUAAAUGGCACUUUAAUGAGACUGUCCUUACUGUUUGGUCAGCUCCCAACUAUUGCUACAGAUGCGGCAACGUAGCUGCUAUAUUAGAACUCAAUGAGAGUCUUCAAAGAGAAUUCACAAUAUUUGAAGCGGCCCCUCAGGAGGCUCGAGGCGUGCCCUCUAAAAAACCUCAAGCAGACUACUUCUUAUAAUGUUACCUCCAAUAGACAAUUUCGAUCCUCGUUUAGUAUUACAGUUUUAUUGUAGUGACAAAACAUUACAAUUAAUUCAUUGUGGUGUUAAGACUGCUGUGUUGCAAUUUGAAUGGGUUUAUGAUGAAACCAGUUCUCUGGAUAGAAAACCGAUUUAACUAAAACCAAUACUGAAAAAAUCAUUUCAAAAGGCAUGUUAUUAAACAUAUUAUAAAUCAAUUAUGGUUUGGUAAAAAUCUGAUAAUCUUAAAAAAAACUUUUUCAAUGUUUAUAAAUUAUAAAUUUUGUAAUAUUCAAAAGUAUAGAAGACAAGUAAAAUAUCAAAAUGAUGAAUGAAACUUGGCCUAUUUAAAACUACAUUAUUAUAAUGUGGCUACAUACCUUAAAAUCAAUUGUUUCAAUUACUUUAUUAAAUUGAAAUAUUGACAGAGAAUUCAAAGAGACAAAUUGACUGUGCCACCAUUGCCUGUCUCUUUAAUGUAGGUCUGUAAUGACAAAGAUGCAGUAGACUACUGAUCGCACUGUCAAUUUGUCUCUGUCUCACACUUUCCCAACAUUUACUUAACAGCUUGAUAGGAAACUAUGUCUAUAAAUAUAAUAAGUUAUUUGUCAUUUUUAUUAUUGUGAAGUCUGUAUGUUCCUUAUUUGUUAAGAGUUUUUAAAUAAUUCUCAUCACUGCCAUAAACUUAGUGUUUAUGUACAAAGAAUUUUUCUAAAAUUCUUAUAAUUGUAAGGAUGAAAAUUUUAUUACCUUCCAGAUUUGCAGUGAUCAAAUUAAUAAGAUUUUCAAUGAUUGUUAAAAAAAGUUUAUGAGUUACAUGCAUAACCUUAUGUGGAAUGUGACUAAAUGUAAGGUAUUAUAACUCAUACACUUGACCAAUAUGAUGGCAAAGCUUCUGGACAAAAAGUUUUUAAUAAGGUUAGGCUUUAAAUAAGUUAAUGUUUUUAAUUAAUAAAAUAAUUAAUUAAAAUGUUUGGAUUAAAACAUGUCCAAGUUCUUCAAUCUUUAUCUACCAAUGUAAGAGCUGUACAUCUAUAAUUUAUGAAUACCAAAGCAUGGCGCAAUAAUUUAAAACACUCUGUUGAAUAUUGUGCUACACAUCCUUUUUAUUACCUUUUUUGACAUGUUUGUAAGCAUAAAUGUUAAGCCUUU
This is a messenger RNA of Nymphalis io (European peacock), 2219 nucleotides long. RefSeq names its product serine/threonine-protein phosphatase 4 catalytic subunit (gene Pp4-19C). NCBI's taxonomy places the organism in Eukaryota, Metazoa, Arthropoda, Insecta, Lepidoptera, Nymphalidae. The transcript is spliced from 7 exons. The coding region runs from base 143 to 1066 and encodes 307 amino acids. Gene Ontology annotation, cellular component: cytoplasm; nucleus. Gene Ontology annotation, biological process: peptidyl-serine dephosphorylation; double-strand break repair via homologous recombination. Gene Ontology annotation, molecular function: protein serine/threonine phosphatase activity. The record is from RefSeq and is a predicted model, not a curated record.